This is a messenger RNA of Zychaea mexicana, 1641 nucleotides long. RefSeq lists its product as uncharacterized. The transcript is spliced from 4 exons. Lineage: Eukaryota; Fungi; Mucoromycota; Mucoromycetes; Mucorales; Lichtheimiaceae. The record is from RefSeq and is a predicted model, not a curated record. Bases 1 to 1641 code for a protein of 546 amino acids. Gene Ontology annotation, molecular function: UDP-glycosyltransferase activity.
AUGCUAGCACUCAACUUACUGUUGCUCGUAGCAAUCGCCAUUUUUGCUUGUACAAUCAAAGCUGACGUUUAUGAUGAACUCGGUGAAUCCACUUUUCGAUCGUCCAAAAAUAUCCUUUUUGCUGCAACGUUGGGUGGAUCAAGUCACAGCUCCUGGGUAGCACGGCUACUCAAUGAGCUGACACUGCGAGGUCACCGUGUUACCUAUGCUGCCACCGACACCCAAAUGAAAUAUACCGAGCCGUAUCCUCAUAUUGAUACCGAGGAUCUCGGCGGCGGAUUUUGGGUCAAGUUAAAUGCUCACAACCGGACGUUCCCGAGACCAUGGAAUGAUUUUAAGAACGAAAUCAAUAUCAACACUGAGAACUACGGAAAAAUAUAUACUCGUAUACAGCAGAUAAUGUCAGUUAAUUCGUUUGAUGUAAUUAUCUGUGAUCAGUUCUCCACUGAAUGCAGUGAUGCAGCACGCAUAUCCGGAAUUCCUUCUAUUCAAACUAUGGUUAUGAACUUAUCGCCAGAUUCUUUCGCUCCAUACAUCAACAAAUGCCGCAUUCUUCUCGGUGAAACGACAACAGAACAUAUGUCCCUUCCAUAUCGAUUUUAUAAAAAAUUCAUGUUUCCUAUCGCCGCUCAUUGGCACUUGGGAGAAGCAAGAGAGAAAUUUCGCCAGAAGCGAAUGGAGCUUACCGGAGACAUGGCACCGCCCGCCGAUCCUGCACGCAACUCGCUCAAAAUCGUAAACAACUUUUACGGUAUUGAAGAAGCACGACCGAUGGGUCCGCUGGUGGAGAUGAUUGGUCCAAUUUAUAACGCUGUCUAUGACCCCUUACCUCCUAGCAUUAAGGAUUUUCUCGAUAAGCACGAGCGUGUAGUCUUUGUAGCCUUUGGACAACACGCGUCCGCAAAACCGUUCGAUACAAAACGUAUAUUGGAGGAGCUGUUGAGCUUGGUGGAAUCCAAUCUAAUCGACGGAAUCGUAUGGGGUGUCGUCAAGUCAAGCGCAGGACUUCCGGACACGGUUACCACCAAAUCAGGUCGUACGUACGAUAUCAAGGACUUGUGGGAGGAUGAGAAGCAUCCGAACGUUCGUCUUUUACCAUGGGCUCCACAGUUUGCUAUCCUGAAUCAUCCAUCUGUUAUAACAUUUUUAUCGCACGGCGGCGGCAUGUCCAUAUUUGAAGCGCUAUACGCAGGAAAACGGACAGUAAUCAAGCCAUUCUUCGGUGAUCAACCGGGACACGCUCUUCAUUUCGAGCGGGAACAGCUGGGAGGCUACUUAAAAUUGGCCGAGCCAGAAGCAUUCGAAACGCUAAGGCGCGUCAUUGAAGACAAGGAUGGUACAAUCCAAAAUAACAUAAAACGAUAUCAGGCACUGGUGCAGAUCCGAGCUAAGCAUGCCGUUACCCGAGGGGCUGACUUGGUUGAAGAAGUUAUCUUUACAAGCGUGAAUGGUCACUUACCUCAUCGUCUCGAUGUUGCCCGUAGACUCUCGUACCUGAAGGCCAAUGACUACGACUUGGGCCUGUGCCUUGCUGCUAUCAUAUUAGGACUUGGAUUGACGACUCGAUUUGUAUAUCUACGGAUGAAAAAUCAUUACCAGAGAGGACAAUCCCAGCAACAGCACAAAUCAAAGCAAAUGUAA